Epinephelus fuscoguttatus (brown-marbled grouper) is the source of this 747-nucleotide messenger RNA. RefSeq names its product deleted in malignant brain tumors 1 protein-like. The transcript is spliced from 4 exons. Lineage: Eukaryota; Metazoa; Chordata; Actinopteri; Perciformes; Serranidae. The record is from RefSeq and is a predicted model, not a curated record. Gene Ontology annotation, cellular component: membrane. The coding region runs from base 19 to 747 and encodes 242 amino acids.
GCAGCCUGUGUGUCAGCGAUGGGGAAUAUACAACAGAGAAAGCUUCGCUAUUUUAUCCUGGUCUCUCUAUGUUUGACCUCUACUCCACCUGCUGCAGAUGGUCAGAUCAGACUGGCUGGGUCUGGGUCUACUCGCUGUGCUGGGAGAGUUGAAAUCUAUUACAACACCACCUGGGGAACAGUCUGUGAUGACGAUUGGGACUUAACUGAUGCUGGCGUGGUGUGCAGACAGAUGCACUGUGGUACAGCACUGUCUGCCUCUCAGUCGGCUCACUUUGGUGAAGGAACUGGUCAAAUCUGGCUUGAUGAUGUGGGCUGUUCAGGAAGUGAAAGGUCUAUAACUGAGUGUCAACACAGGGGAUUUGGGACACACAACUGUGGACAUGGUGAGGAUGCUGGUGUGGUGUGUUCAGAUGGUCAGAUCAGACUGGCUGGGUCUGGGUCUACUCGCUGUGCUGGGAGAGUUGAAAUCUAUUACAACACCACCUGGGGAACAGUCUGUGAUGACGAUUGGGACUUAACUGAUGCUGGCGUGGUGUGCAGACAGAUGCACUGUGGUACAGCACUGUCUGCCUCUCAGUCGGCCCACUUUGGUGAAGGAACUGAUCAAAUCUGGCUUGAUGAUGUGGGCUGUUCAGGAAGUGAAAGGUCUCUAACUGAGUGUCAGCACAAUGGAUUUGGGACACACAACUGUGGACACAGUGAGGAUGCUGGUGUGGUGUGUUCAGGUGAGAAAACCUUUGGAUAA